AUGUCGACACUUCCGUCAGAAACCAGCACUUCCGACAAUAAUAAUGACUUCGGAUCCCUUAGCAACCAGCCUUUUGCCUGGGUGCUUAUCCCGCUUGUCAUUUUCGUAUUAAUCGGCAUCGUCACCACCAUCUAUCAGGUCCGUCGGCGGCGUCGCCGCCGCGCUCUCCAGCAAUGGCCUGGUGGAAGUACCCUGACGGCGGGUGGGCGUGUUGACGCCGCCAGGCCGCGAGAGAACCGGCGUAGAUUGGGGUUUGGCACAACUCGCUCGGAGGAAGGCUUGAAUGAGCUGGGUGAAGCGCCGCCGCCGUAUGCUGGAAAGAAGGACGGCCAACAGGACGACGGGACGGAGCUGCGGGACUUGGAAGCCGGGGAGGCUAGCCCGCCGGAAUAUCCUGCGGAGCCUGUACCGGCGGUGACGACGGAGACCCGGAGAUCUGUCUGA
Messenger RNA from Ilyonectria robusta, 444 nucleotides. RefSeq lists its product as uncharacterized. The coding region runs from base 1 to 444 and encodes 147 amino acids. The record is from RefSeq and is a predicted model, not a curated record. The transcript has a single exon. NCBI's taxonomy places the organism in Eukaryota, Fungi, Ascomycota, Sordariomycetes, Hypocreales, Nectriaceae.